AUGAGGCGAGUGGUGCGACAGAGCAAGUUCCGGCAUGUGUUUGGGCAGGCUGUGAAAAACGACCAGUGUUAUGAUGACAUCCGAGUGUCCCGUGUGACCUGGGACAGCUCUUUCUGCGCCGUCAACCCCAGAUUUGUUGCCAUCAUCAUCGAAGCGAGUGGGGGAGGAGCGUUCCUGGUGCUUCCUCUGCACAAGACUGGUCGAAUCGAUAAAUCCUACCCUACCGUUUGCGGCCACACAGGACCAGUGCUCGACAUAGACUGGUGCCCACACAAUGACCAGGUCAUCGCCAGUGGCUCCGAAGACUGCACGGUUAUGGUUUGGCAGAUCCCUGAGAAUGGACUCACCCUGUCCCUGACAGAACCAGUAGUGAUUCUCGAAGGCCACUCCAAGAGGGUUGGCAUUGUGGCCUGGCACCCGACUGCCCGCAACGUACUGCUCAGCGCAGGCUGUGACAAUGCCAUCAUCAUCUGGAACGUGGGGACAGGGGAAGCCCUAAUCCACCUGGACGACAUGCACUCAGACAUGAUCUAUAACGUCAGCUGGAACAGAAACGGCAGCCUCAUUUGUACAGCGUCCAAGGACAAGAAAGUGAGGGUCAUCGACCCCAGGAAACAGGAGAUCGUGGCUGAGAAGGAGAAAGCGCACGAGGGGGCCAGGCCCAUGCGGGCCAUCUUCCUUGCUGAUGGCAAUGUCUUCACCACCGGCUUCAGCCGCAUGAGCGAGAGGCAGCUGGCACUCUGGAGCCCGAAAAACAUGCAGGAACCAAUUGCCCUUCACGAAAUGGACACAAGCAAUGGGGUGUUGCUGCCUUUCUAUGACCCCGACACCAGCAUCAUCUACCUGUGUGGGAAGGGCGACAGCAGCAUCCGCUAUUUUGAGAUCACGGAUGAGCCCCCCUACGUGCAUUAUCUCAACACAUUCAGCAGCAAGGAGCCUCAGCGAGGGAUGGGCUACAUGGCUAAGCGAGGACUGGAUGUGAACAAAUGCGAGAUCGCCAGGUUCUUCAAACUCCACGAGCGAAAGUGCGAGCCCAUCAUCAUGACCGUCCCCAGGAAGUCUGACCUUUUCCAAGAUGAUCUGUACCCUGACACCGCUGGGCCAGAAGCAGCUCUGGAGGCAGAGGAGUGGUUCGAGGGCAAGAACGCCGACCCCAUCCUCAUCUCCCUCAAGCAUGGCUACAUUCCGGGCAAGAACAGGGACCUCAAGGUGGUGAAGAAGAACAUUCUGGACAGCAAGCCCUCUGCAAACCGGAAGUGUGACCUGGUCAGCGUCCCCAAGAAAACUGCAGACACAAGCAGCGUGCAAAAUGAAGCCAAGUUGGAUGAGAUUUUAAAAGAGAUCAAAUCAAUAAAAGACACAAUCUGCAAUCAAGACGAGCGAAUCUCCAAGUUAGAGCAACAGAUGGCCAAGAUAGCGGCCUGAAGGCUCGCCAUCCACCCCCCAAAUGGGAGCAAGAACUGCUGCCUGGUAGCUGGGAUGGGUGUGGUCCCGGGAAGGGUGCAAGGGGGGCCCUGCCACCUGCCGUUAAGGGCACGUCCAUUACCAAACACAGGCCGCCUUCCAGACCCAACUCUGUCCACCCCUCAAAUUUGCAGAAACAAAAUGUGAUUUCAAAGUCA
Messenger RNA from Suncus etruscus (white-toothed pygmy shrew), 1622 nucleotides. It is a transcript of the gene CORO1C, whose product is annotated as coronin 1C. Gene Ontology annotation, molecular function: actin filament binding. Gene Ontology annotation, biological process: actin filament organization; neural crest cell migration. Lineage: Eukaryota; Metazoa; Chordata; Mammalia; Eulipotyphla; Soricidae. The record is from RefSeq and is a predicted model, not a curated record. Bases 1 to 1425 code for a protein of 474 amino acids. The transcript has 10 exons.